CUCGCUCGCUCGCUCGCUCGCUCGCUCGCUCAUCACGCGCUGCGCCGUCGCCAUCACUCUGGCACACACACAGUUACGAGGCGGCUACGACGCACACACACACACACACACACGCGCCGCCCCCGCCCCCACCGCACACGGCCAGCCAUCUAGCCGAACACGCCAGGCCGCACCGCACCACCGACCUUCCCUCCGGCUGCAGCAGCGCCCAACGCUACAUCAUCUUCCUUUGCGCCCAUCACACCAACACGCACGCACAACACCCACCACCGCGUCCCCUGUCCACGCCCACACGAGCAAGCCAAGCAACAGCAGUGCAACACACACCGCCGACGACCACGUCCGCCGGCGCCGAGCAGGCCAUCGCCCCCGGCCGUUGCUCAACGGCAAGCCCAGGCCAGCCAGGUCUGCCAGCAAGCCAAGCCGCAGUAGCGUAACCUUCCCCCAUCUCACCUGCGCACCCAGGUCAUGUCCCGCCCGUCAUCUUCGUACCACGCUCCCCCCCAACGUGACCCCGAAGACGACUUCUCCCUCCCCCUCUUUGCAUCGCAGCAGCUGCCAUCCCAGCCCCAGCUCCCGACCGUUCUCCACCCCCGACUCCCAGCUGCUGCUGUUGCUGCCCCUCCUCCCCCCGGACCGCCGCGCUCUCCUCAGCGCGCUGCGCAGCUGCCCCCAACCACAGGGCAGUACCCGCAGCAGAGCUACUCGUCGCCGUCUACGCUCACGCCCACCUCGGCGUCGUCGUACCUUGCCGCCGCGGCCUCAAACGGUGCUCCGCCAGCCAUUGCCCAGCGACAGACCAUGCACUUUCCGGCUUAUGGCGCCGCAGCGACCUCGUCCUACCCGGACGAGAUCAUGACCUCGCCCCCGAUGCCAUCGUCGGCAAGCGGUGCCCUGGGAUCGCUUGCCCGCAGCGCGUCGCUGGGCACGGCGCGGAGAAAGGAUCCCUUUUCGUAUCCUUCCGGCGAUGUCGAGAGCGGCAUGGGCGGAGACUGGUCUGGCGGCUAUCCGGCUGGUCCCAUCACUCAUCUGCGCCCCACCCAACAGAUGCCCCAGGCGCGCGUUAACAAUCAGCCCGUCGACCGCAACGCAGACGUCCCCAUGUCACCAGGGUCCGGAUCUCGAUCAUAUGGUGGUCACCAGUCGUCACAGUCAAUGCCCCCGCCCCCGCUGCCCUCGCUUGGUCGCGCACUUCCUUCGGCGUCGAGUCCUGGUGCAAUCUCGCAACAGCUCCCAUCGCAGCCGCCAAGCCAGCCUCCUUCAAACCCAUACGUUCCUCGCGGCGUCGAAGGCGGCCCCCCACCUCCCGCCGACUCUUGGCUUGGCUACCGCCGCGCCAGCUCGCACCCUUCCCCCGAUUCGGUCUCGCCUCUCGGCGCUAGCCCCCACUCGCCCGCCCUUCCAGUCUCCUAUGGCGACCCGUCGCCGCACCUCCUCACGCCUCAAGGAACGACAAACAACCUCCCAGGCUCGCCGCGACAGCCCUACAUGUCGUCCCCAGCGCGCGAGACGGCUUCUCCCCAUCGCUCAGCCCCCUCCGCCUUCCCAUCGCACGUCCACCGUUCACAGUCCUUUGCGGCCAGCCAGCCCGUAACACCGUCUGGCAGGUACGACCACCCCUCGGUGCCCCCGCCCCAUAGCUCCAGCGGCGGCCAGAGCCCCUCAAGUCAAGGCUUCCGCCCUGUUCACAGCUGGUCUGAUCUGAGGCCCGUUGUCAACGCUCAUCCUCAAGGUCGGAGGGCGGACCCCAACUCGCCGGGCGCGUACUUGAGUCCCAUGAAGUGUCUCACCCAGCACCUCCCCCAAACCUACACACUUUGUAACCCGACCUUCAAGUACGAGUCUUCGGAUAACCCCCGCCGUGUCCUCACGAAGCCGAGCAAGCCGACCUGCAAUGACGGCGCCGACAACGAGGACUGGGACUACAUUCUCUACGUCAACGACGUUCUCGGUGGCGAGCAUGGUGGCGACAGGUAUCUCAUUCUCGAUGUGCUGGGACAGGGAACGUUCGGUCAGGUGGUCAAGUGCCAGAACAUGCGCACACACGCAAUCUGCGCCGUAAAGGUCGUCAAGAAUAAGCCCGCUUAUCUCAAUCAGAGUAAGAUGGAAGUUGCAAUUCUCAACCUUCUCAACAAUGAUCACGACCCUCGAGACGAACACCACAUUCUCCGCAUGUACGACUCGUUCACACACAAGAACCACUUGUGUCUGGUAUUCGAAUGCCUGUCAUCGAAUCUGUACGAGCUCAUCAAGCAAAACCAGUUCAAGGGCCUCAGCCUCCAGCUUGUCCGAGUCUUUACUCAACAGCUGCUCGAGUGUCUCGCGGUGCUCAAGGACGCAAGACUAAUUCAUUGCGACCUGAAGCCAGAGAACAUUUUGUUGAAGUCCCUGCAAUCCCCGCAGAUCAAGGUCAUCGACUUUGGUUCAGCCUGCCACGAACUCCAGACCGUCUACACGUACAUCCAGUCCCGAUUCUACCGCUCCCCAGAGGUUCUUCUCGGACUGCCGUACUCUACGGCCAUCGACAUGUGGUCCCUUGGCUGCAUCGUCGUGGAGCUCUUCCUCGGUCUCCCCAUCUUCCCCGGAACGAGCGAGUACAACCAGGUAUCCAGAAUCGUAGACAUGCUUGGGUUGCCUCCACAACACUUGCUCGAGAUGGGCAAGCAGACAAACGAGUUCUUCAACUUUGUCGGAGUGGACGCGCAGGGACGCAAGCAGCACAAGCUCAAGCCCAUGGAGCAGUACUCCAGCGAGCACCGUACCAAGGAGCAGCCAAGCAAGCAGUACUUCAAGCAAACAAAGCUUCCCGACAUUGUCAUGGAAUACCCAUACACAAAGAAGAACGCAAAACCAUCAGAUGUCGACAAAGAAAUGGGCCAGCGUCGGGCUUUCAUCAACUUUGUAGAAGGCCUUUUGAACCUCGACCCUAUUAAAAGGUGGUCGCCGCAGCAGGCUGCGAAGCACCCAUUCAUCACAGGCGAAAAGUAUGCAGGUCCUUUCGAGCCUCCCUCCGUGCCGUCAAAGCGCGCAAACUCUACUUCAUCCAUCACCUCAACGUCGCAGGCGUCGCCUACAACGCCGUCCGGCUCGAAGAAGUAUGGUGGCUUGGUGCAGAGUCCCUCAGCGAACAGGGGCCAGCGAGUCUACUCGGACGCAGCCGCGUACAACCAGCAGCUUGUGCAGCACCAGUACCAAACGGCGCAAGCACAAGCAGCUCAGAAUGCUGUUCGCCCUGGCCCCUUCUCGCCAGGCUACGAUGCCCAGCAGCAACAACAGCAGCAGCAGCAGCAGCAACAGGCAUACACCAAGCCUCGUGUGGUCAGCCAGCAUGCACCCCCACCACCAUCAUGGCACCAGCCCAUGGGGCCACCUGCACCGCAGCAGACGUACCACCCACGACUGCCAAGCGGGUCUCAUGCCCAAACCCUUCGGCCGAACCCUCCCCCGUCCAUCAACGCACCGACGAUCCCGCCGCCCAACUCCUACUUCCCAGCCUCACGGAAUCGCGCCAACACCAUCAACCAGAUGGAUGCUAUCCCGCCGGCCCUGGCUCGCCUCACCAACCUGGGCGCGCCAGAUCCGUCAGGAAAUCGCAGUUCACUCACUCCUGUCCUCCAUCGCGAGGACAUGCUCGAGUCCUGGGAGCGAAGGCAGCAAGGCGGCGUUCACAAGCACUCCAGCUUGCACAACACGACUUAUGCCCAGCUCGAGUACUUGCAAGAGCAAGCCGAGUUGGUCAACAUGGGACAGCAAGGAUACGUCAUGCCAGGGCAGUACCAUGGCCAUCACGGACAUCAUGUUCCUUCGGCCUCGACGUCCAUCAGCCACCACCGAGGGUCGCAGUCGUUCUCUGGCACACAGGCGUACCAGAUGCAGCCGCCCAUCGGAGCGGCGCAGCAGCGAGAUUAUCGACCCAGAGCGCCGCCAAUCCAGCUGCAAGCGACGUCCGACUACGACCCACCUGGUUCGACGCCAUCGAGUUCGAGGACAUAUCUGCCUGCCUUCCCGCCCCCGGUCGCGACCAACCAGCCGCCAGCAGCUUCGUUUGACGCCUUUGACACGCGCGAUCCGUCAUUGGGACUCAUGUACACGCCGUUGCAGCCGACCCAGGCCGCAGCGGGAAGCGCACAAUACGGCUACAGCCCUGGCCACGCCGCUAGAUCGAGCUUUUCAGGGCCAUACAACACGGCUCAGGCAGGCGUGAGAAACCCGUUCGCUCCAGGACAGGCCCCCAAUUCCCCGAGACGUUAUGGCGGCAGUGGUAGUGGAGGCGCAAGUUAUGGUGGGGCCUAG
Messenger RNA from Vanrija pseudolonga, 4293 nucleotides. It is a transcript of the gene YAK1, whose product is annotated as Dual specificity protein kinase YAK1. Gene Ontology annotation, cellular component: cytoplasm; nucleus. The coding region runs from base 469 to 4293 and encodes 1274 amino acids. The transcript has 8 exons. Lineage: Eukaryota; Fungi; Basidiomycota; Tremellomycetes; Trichosporonales; Trichosporonaceae. Gene Ontology annotation, biological process: peptidyl-threonine phosphorylation; peptidyl-serine phosphorylation. Gene Ontology annotation, molecular function: protein serine/threonine kinase activity; protein tyrosine kinase activity; ATP binding. The record is from RefSeq and is a predicted model, not a curated record.